This is a messenger RNA of Marchantia polymorpha subsp. ruderalis, 1340 nucleotides long. Lineage: Eukaryota; Viridiplantae; Streptophyta; Marchantiopsida; Marchantiales; Marchantiaceae. The record is from the annotation of a GenBank genome assembly.
GAGAAUAACACUCCCGCACACGGUUGUUUGGAAUGAGUCUGCGAUGGCCGCCAUCACUCUUCGACGUGUAGCUUGCGAAUCGGCCCGUGCUAGAUUUGCCUCUUCCUUGGCCCUGCGCACUACUUUCUCCCACAUCUCAGAUGAAUCUUGUGUGGACAGGGCGAUACAGAAUUUAGAGGAGCACUUGAGCCGGGGUCGAGAUUUCGACGAUAGUCUGGCGAAAUGGAAGUUUGCUGGGUUCCGGUCGCCCCGGAGGCCUCUCGGCUCUGAGCGAGCCUGGACUGCAUCCGGAUCGACGGCAAGUGCGUGUGUCGGACUAGUUCAGUCAAGAUCCUUUGCCGCGAAGGCGAAGAAGCCAAAGAGCAAAGCUGAAGAUACCGUCGAAGUCGCAGAUGUCUCAGACACAGCCAAAGAGAGUGCGCUGAAGAUGAUGGAUACGGCACUAGACGUCCUUGCCAGGGAGCUCUCGAAACUGCGCACUGGCAGGGUCUCGCCGGGCAUGCUAGACCACAUUACAGUAGAAGCCCAUGGCGUGCGGACCCCUCUCAGUCACAUUGCCGCAGUCUCCGUAGCUGGACUUCAAACUCUGAACGUCCUUCCGUAUGAUCCGUCCAUGUUGAAGGAGGUGGAGAAGGCGUUAUUAAUGUCGCCACUCGGGUUGAAUCCAUUGGUGGAGGGUUCUACCCUCACCGUUCCUCUUCCAAGGGGCCUCUGACAUGCUUGUGGUUGCUGGAUGGCGCAUGAUGAUGAAUUAUCUACGCGGUUAAGCGCAGGUUAACCAAGGAGCACUGUGAGUCUAUGUGCAAACUUGCAGCGAAGGCGGGUGAGAACGCCAAGCUCAGCAUAAGAAGAGCAAGAAAGGAGGCCCUAGAUCAGGCGAAAGCCGCUGGAUUGUCAAAAGACGAUACAAAGAGAUUUGAGAAGGAAAUUGAGGAGUUGACGAAGAAAAGCGUAAAAGCUAUAGACGAUCUGUGCAAGAAGAAAGAGAAAGAUAUAAGAGCAUAGACAGAAUAUAUCAAUUCCCAAUACACACUUGUGCAACUCUUGAAGUCAAUCAUCAUUGAUGAGAAAGAGCAUAGAUGAAGAAGAGAGGCAAUUCAGUUCAGUGAAUUGAGGUAGGCAGGCUUUCACAAGUAGCCAUCCUCCUGCCUGCGUGCCUCCCUCUAAGAGUAUAGGACGUAGGUCAGCACCAGCAUGCUCGCUCGCUUGCUGAGGAAGCAGCAGCAGAUGAAUGAGCCGCCCGAGCUCCGGCCCAUCACGCAGGUGAGGUGAGGGAAAAAGAAGGAAGGAAAAAUAUGUAAUCAGUGAAAUAAAAGACAAUUUUUGUCAACCGUUAAACC